GUAUGGUGUUAUGUGAGACUCAUGUUGUUGCAGGGUGUUUUGGUGAACUAUAAAAUAGCAGUGAGGGAUAAUUAUGCCAAUAAAAUUGAUUCAAAUCCACCAGUGGCAGAUUAACAAACAAUUAAAAGAACUACAAGAACAUUAUUUCACAACUAUUUACAUAGGCUGUAAGCCUAACAUUGUUUGAGGCAAAUGUGGAUGUUAAUUGAUGUUUCAGAAUGUUGGUCAUGGUGUUAAGCCAAUUAAGAUUGAGGGACUUCAUUCAUAGAUCAAGUCAAUCAGCCUCAUUUGUACGCAUAUGGAAGUUGCAUGCAGUGAAAAGGUCUGCAUGUGGGAUUUAGACUACUUUGGGGCGAAAAAUAAUGACUGAAUAAGCAAUGAAUGGACAAAUAGAUCCGGAAAAAACCUUUGUCUCAUUUUAAUGAGAAGAAGAGUCGAGGAGAACAACCAGAUUAUCAGUGUUCCUAGUUUGCUGCAUUUGUAUUGGUAGACAGCGCCACCUUGUGGUACUAGUUUAAAUCCCAGUGCUUCUUAUUGGGCACAAAUCCUUUCAGCGUUGUUUGCCAAUAUAUCGAUAAUUCACGGAUAACUAUGAUGAGAGAGUCUAAUCCUUUAUAAUAAUUAUACAGGGCACAUUUGGUGUUGAUAGCUUUGCAUGAUAGCCUAUAUCAGUCAUAUUUUUGUUCUUAUAUCCAUCAGUCAAAUCAUGAAAAAGAAUAAUACGAAAUUACCAUUAAUCGGAAAGUAUGCUUUGAGGGCGGAUGGGUCGCAAAGUCACCAUGGACACUUAGAGAGCGUAGCUGAACCCGACCCACCAGACGUCAGUUCACACCCGUGCGUAAAAUUUGCUUUCCAAACAUCAUGGGUGAAACCUGGUCCGCCCCGUCCAGGGUCGGAAUGGGUUAAUCCAUUCCGUUUGCAGGUUGAACUUUCUGUGCUUGCGUAAGGAGGCUAAACCGGCCGAAUUAGAUAAACGACCUGAAAAACCCAACCCUCCUCUUUCCCUUUCUAAUUCUGAGCCGGUCUGAGGACGGUCAUUUGGACCGGAUAGCUUCUAUGUCUUUUGGUUACGUUAUUCUCCAACUGAACACCACACGCAACCGCAACGACAACAACCUCUGUGACUUUUGGGGAUUCCACUGAAGAUCUGUAGUUAACCAUGGCAAAGUGGUCCGUGUUCUCUCUCUACAUCCUCCAGGGACUGGCCCCUCUCCUCACGGGGCAGCUGGUCCCCCCGCGGGGCGGCCCCUGGCGGCAGCGCAUCCAGUGGGAGAACAACGGCCAGGUGUUCAGUCUGAUGAGCACUGGCUCGGAGUACCAGUCCCCAGUGGUGGCGGGCCGGCCGAGGACCUUCUCGAGGAACUAUAUGAGCGGCAGCAGCUGGAGAGAAGUAUUCAACGCACGGGACGGGGCGUCGCAGAGGAGAGGGGGGCACUACAGCGGGUCGACACGUCCCCAGCUUGAUCGUGUAAAUGAUAGGGUAGUUGACCAAGGACCUGUAUCUAUUGGGCAAGACAGCACCAGGCCGCUCGUGCACGUUAACGUGCGCCCGUCCGAGUUGAGACCCCCGCAGGUGCUUAAUUUCCAGCGACAGGGCGCCUUGGGCACUGCCAGCGCGCGGCGCGUCGCCACGGAGUUGGCGACGUUACCGGGGACCCCUCCUGGGUCACCGGGAAGCGAUGUAGUAGUGCCCAGGAGUGACGGGGCACGUGUUGGCCAGGAUGCCACCGCACAGAAUAGAAACAGCCAACCGGGGCCCGGUUCGGUGCCUCACGGUGCGCUGUCAAUCUCCAGGCACGUUGCACCUGCGGCGCCGCCCUCUCAUUCAGGGUACGUGGUACCCGCGGUACCCGCGCCGAACCAGGCGGCCUCUAAUAACGCAAACGGCGUGGAAACAAACGGAGCUGAAACUAACGGAGACGCCAUGUCUAACGAUGACCCCCGGAACCCGUUCAAGAACCACCGGAAUUCGGUUUUGUACAAUAUGUAUCCCCCCCAAGGACGGCCCGUGGUCCGUGUGCCCCCUGGCACCGGUUAUGGUACCAGAUAUUUCCAAAAUGGGCUCCCCGACCUGGUUCCAGACCCCUACGCCAUCCAGGCUGGCACAUACAUCCAGCGCAUGCAGAUGUACGCCUUGAGGUGUGCAGCCGAGGAGAACUGUCUAGCCAGGUCGGCGUACGGGCCCGGGGUACAGGACAUCGACUACAGGGUACUGCUGCGCUUCCCCCAGAAGGUGAAGAACCAGGGGACGGCCGACUUCCUGCCGGUCCGCCCCAGGCAUCAGUGGGAGUGGCACAGCUGUCACCAGCACUUCCACAGCAUGGACGCCUUCAGUCAUUACGACCUGCUGGACGUCUCCACGGGGCGCAAGGUGGCCGAGGGACACAAGGCCAGCUUCUGCCUGGAGGACACAGGGUGUGAGGCCGGCUUCAGACGCCGCUACGCCUGUACGUCUCACACACAGGGACUGAGUCCAGGUUGCCAUGACACCUAUGCUGCCAACAUUGAUUGCCAGUGGAUCGACAUCACUGAUGUGCCUCCAGGAAAUUAUCUGCUGAAGGUCACCGUCAAUCCAAGUUUCCAUGUUCUGGAGUCAGACUUCACCAACAACAUUGUGCGGUGCGACAUCACGUACACUGGAGUUUACGUACAGACGAGGAACUGUCGAGUAGCGAGGGCUUAGAAUCUGAAGUGGAGCACGGGAUGUCUUUAAAACCAUCCUCUGAAUGGGCGCUACAUCACACAGGAGGCCCACACUUUAUUAAUAUAGCUUUUUUAUAAUUCUCACCAUUCCUGUGACAAAUGAUUGUGCAGCAUGCAUUUUUCAUUGUCUGUGUACAUGUUAUGUAGUUAUAUACCAUAUGUUCUUAAGGUGCUUUUUUAUAGUAUUUACACUGACCUAACACAAUCCAUUAGAAUGUUAUCUUAAAUGUCCUUUGGUCUUGAAAUUUGAAGAAGUGACCUCUUUAAAUAAGUAGGUUAGUUCUUUCUCCACAUUUCUCGUUUGGUCCUUUUAUGUGUAGUUUUUGAUUUUAUAAUGACAUCAUCACUUUUAUUUUACCGCUUAAUAGUCUUAAAUUGCAUUUAUCUUUGCUUUUUGUUUUUUAAGGGUUUGACAUUAUAUGCUUGAAAGUGGAUCAAACAUGUGUGCCUGUGUAAAUGAAAACUGUAAUGUAAAAUGUUUUAUAUUUCUCAAACUUCAAAUUUCAAAGGACUACAAUUUCAAAGUCCUUAUGCUGGGUUGAUAUUUAAUACAAUAAACACCACCAGGACUGAGUACAA
Molecule: messenger RNA, 3282 nt
Organism: Gadus macrocephalus (Pacific cod)
Lineage: Eukaryota; Metazoa; Chordata; Actinopteri; Gadiformes; Gadidae
Product: protein-lysine 6-oxidase-like
Exons: 7
Coding region: 1160-2683 (507 amino acids)
Biological process (GO): peptidyl-lysine oxidation
Molecular function (GO): copper ion binding; protein-lysine 6-oxidase activity
Source: RefSeq, a predicted model, not a curated record